This is a messenger RNA of Oryza sativa Japonica Group (Japanese rice), 2033 nucleotides long. Its product is annotated as putative F-box/FBD/LRR-repeat protein At5g56810. The record is from RefSeq and is a predicted model, not a curated record. NCBI's taxonomy places the organism in Eukaryota, Viridiplantae, Streptophyta, Magnoliopsida, Poales, Poaceae. Gene Ontology annotation, molecular function: protein binding.
CCUACUCCCCUCUUCCCAAUUUUCCAUACCUAAUACGUAGCGUUUGGUUAUAGCUUUAGCUCCGCCCGCCGCCGCCGCCGCCUGCGCGAAGUUGAGUUCAAAACCGAACCACAAACAGACUGGGAUUGCAUUUGCAAUAGGCAGGAGAGGAGAGGAGUAGAGAUCUGAAGGGGGGGGGGAAACGGAAGUGAUUUUCUCGGCCAGAUCCGUGGGAGGAAGGGUAUCUUCGUGUACUCGUCUAUGGGGAUGUUGGCGCUGAACGGGCUCAUGUCCCUGCGGCGCGACCGCCGGCGGCGGCGGCGGCAUCACCGGCCGCAAAUCCGAGCGCGCUCAGGUGGGCUUAUUGCCUCAACGGGUAAAAGAAAGACAUCACCCUGUCAACAAGAUGACUAUGAUGGUGAUUCUCAAGCUGGCAAAAUAAUGAGAAAUUCAAUCCCAGACCUUCCUGAGGACAUAUUGUUUCGUAUACAGUCCUUUAUGUCAAUGCGUGAAGCUGCUCGUGCUGCUUGCGUAUCUCGUGCUUUUCUACAUUCCUGGAGGUGUCAUCCCAAUCUUAUCUUUAAUAAAGAUACGAUUGUCUUGAAGAGAAAUGCGUUUGGAGAGAAUUUCCACGGAAAAAUUGGGCGCAUUCUCAGGAACCACUCAGGCAUUAGCUUGAAAACGUUCCAGCUUGACUACAGUGGUAUGUGUGGGUUCGAUGGCACUAGUUAUCUUGACAGUUGGCUUCAGAUUGCUCUUAAACCAGAGAUUGAAGAACUCACCCUUUUUUUGCCUGAAACAAACAAACAAUACAGCUUCCCAUGCUCACUUUUAUCUGAUGGGGUCCGAGACUCACUUCGGUACAUUAAACUUCGAUGUUGUGCCCUCCAUCCCACACCUGAACUUGGCCCCUUGAGAAACCUAUCAAAUCUGCAUCUGUUGUAUGUGAGCAUUACAUGGGCUGAGUUAGAGUGCCUUCUUUCCAACUCUCUUGCUCUGGAGCAUUUAGAGCUCAAUCAUUGCAAGGGGAUAAUUUGCCUGAAGAUACCUUGCACCCUGCAGCAGCUCAGCAGCCUUAAUGUCGUUGAAUGCUCAGGCUUGAAAGUGAUAGAGAGCAAAGCUCCAAAUCUCUCUAGUCUAUUUGUUAGAGGAUCCAGGGUAAACUUCUCCCUUGUAGAAACAUUGCAAAUAAAUAAGCUAGACAUGGGACAUGCAAUCUGUGAUGCUCGGGCCAAGCUGCCAUCCAUUAUGCCAAAUCUUGAAACUCUUGUCAUUGAAUCGGGGCAUGAGGUGGUUGAUGCACCAAUGCUGCCUACCAAAUUCCUCUACCUUAAGCACCUGACCAUUCAUGUGAUAACAGGAUCGACCAUUUCCCAGCCAUAUGACUAUUUCUCUCUGGUUUCUUUUAUUGAUGCGUCUCCGUCCUUGGAGACUUUGAUAUUAAAUGUGACUCAGGUACGUAUGGUGCAUGAAUCGAUUUUCACGGAUUCACAACUGAGACACAUCCCUGGACACCGCCAUGGCCACCUCAAGAGUGUGAAGAUCACUGGUUUCAGCUCUGCGAAGAGCUUGGUGGAACUGACAUGUUAUAUCCUCAAUAAUGCGGUGUCACUUGAGUGUCUUACAUUGGAUACCAUUUAUGGUCCUAGGUGUGAUCAAGAUAAGUAUAGGCGGUGUUUUCCCAUGAUAGAUGGUGUUCUCACGGAUGCUCCAAGAGGGCUUGCAGCUAUCAGAACAUACAUUGAGGAUAAAGUUCCAUCUACAGUUAAUUUGACUGUUCUGGAACCUUGCAGCCGGUGCCAUGUUAGAAGAAGAGGGUGAACAUCAUCUCAAUCGUGCAAUGCCGAUUCCAUUCAAUUUUAGAUGAACCAAUAUUUGUUUCCUGAACUAUUUAUGGCUGUGGCCCAAUGUGCAAUAGUUUAAUUAUCUUAGAUGGACAAUGGACCAAGCUUUAUCUCUGUAUUAUCAGACCUGUUUAAUGUUUAUUUUUUGCUGUACAUGUAUAAGCUGAAGAUUUAUAUGUUUUUGUCCAAAGGUUGAAAUUUUCAGGUGCA